AUAGCGGCCGUCAGGUGGCACUCCGAUCGAUCAGUAGUGCGCGUCGCUUUCCGCCAUCUUUAGUUGUCGGUUCCGUGGCUGCUCCGAUAGUAGUGAAAGAAUAUUAGAUAGAUAACGCGAAGAUUUCUUUGGAAUUUGAAGUAAGUGUAAUUAGAGAGGUGAGGAGAAACUUGUGGUAAGGUAGGAGAGGAGGAGAGCCCGAGGCAUUGAGUGAGUCAGCCGUUAAAUCGCCGGCUCGUAUCGCAAAGUUUUACGGAAUUGUACUCCGGUGAACCUUGCAGUACGGUGUGGAUAAACUCUCCUGCCGGAACCAUGAGUUAUCAAAUAUCGUCCAAUCAAUCAAGACCAAUGUCCCAUGGAAAUUACCAGGGACCAGGUGAUCUACCUAUGGGGUCAGCAAAAGAACAGACACUGCUAUGGCAACAGAAUUCUUACAUAGCAGAUUCUGGUAUCCAUUCAGGAUCAGUUACACAGGCCCCAUCUCUGUCUGGUAAAGAAGAUGACGAAAUGGAAGGUGAUCCAUUGAUGUUUGACUUGGAUCAAGGAUUUGCUCAAGGAUUUACUCAAGAUCAAGUUGAUGAAAUGAAUCAACAAUUGAGUCACACUCGAUCUCAGAGAGUUCGGGCAGCCAUGUUUCCAGAAACAUUGGAAGAAGGCAUAGAGAUACCUUCUACCCAAUUUGAUCCGGCACAACCAACUGCUGUUCAACGGUUGGCAGAGCCGAGUCAAAUGUUGAAACAUGCAGUGGUUAAUUUAAUAAAUUAUCAAGACGACGCAGACUUAGCCACUAGAGCAAUACCGGAAUUAAUAAAACUCUUAAAUGAUGAAGAUCAAGUAGUAGUUUCUCAAGCAGCCAUGAUGGUUCAUCAGCUUUCGAAAAAGGAAGCAUCCCGUCAUGCAAUUAUGAACAGCUCCCAAAUGGUAGCUGCUUUGGUGCGUGCUAUUUCCAACAGCGAUGAUUUGGAAUCAACGAAAGCAGCUGUUGGCACGUUGCACAAUUUAUCCCAUCAUAGACAAGGUCUUUUAGCCAUAUUCAAAAGUGGUGGUAUUCCUGCACUUGUAAAGCUAUUGAGUUCUCCUAUGGAAUCUGUAUUGUUCUAUGCUAUAACAACGUUACACAAUUUGCUCCUUCAUCAAGACGGCUCAAAAAUGGCUGUACGACUGGCUGGUGGUUUACAGAAAAUGGUUGCGCUACUUCAAAGAAACAAUGUAAAAUUUCUAGCUAUAGUGACAGAUUGUCUUCAAAUACUGGCUUACGGUAAUCAAGAAAGUAAAUUGAUCAUACUCGCUUCUCAAGGACCGAUAGAAUUAGUACGCAUCAUGCGUUCCUAUGAUUAUGAAAAAUUAUUAUGGACAACGUCUAGAAUUUUAAAAGUAUUAUCCGUAUGUCCUAGUAAUAAGCCAGCGAUCGUAGAAGCUGGUGGUAUGCAAGCUUUAGCAAUGCAUCUUGGUAAUCCGAGUCAAAGAUUUGUACAGAAUUGCUUAUGGACAUUACGAAAUUUAUCAGACGCCGGUACCAAAGUCGAUGGACUCGAAGGAUUACUUCAAAGUCUUGUACAAGUUCUUGGCUCAACGGAUGUUAACGUUGUCACGUGUGCAGCAGGAAUAUUAUCCAAUCUUACAUGUAAUAAUCAACGGAACAAGGUUACAGUAUGUCAAGUAGGAGGCGUCGAUGCUCUCGUCCGCACAAUUAUCAAUGCCGGAGAUCGCGAAGAAAUAACUGAACCAGCUGUCUGCGCUUUACGUCAUUUAACAUCGCGCCACGGCGAAGCAGAAAUGGCACAGAACUCAGUCCGUUUGAAUUACGGGAUUCAAAUAAUAGUCAAAUUGCUAAAUCCUCCUUCGCGUUGGCCAUUGGCGAAAGCAGUUAUUGGUCUGAUCCGUAAUCUCGCCCUUUGUCCUGCGAAUCACGGACCACUUCGGGAUCACGGAGCGAUUCAUCAUCUGGUUAGGCUUUUGAUGCGUGCUUACCAGACAACACAACGGCAGAGAACGUCAGUGGCCAUUACUGGUAAUCAACAGGCACCAGCGACGUAUGCGGAUGGAGUUCGUAUGGAGGAAAUAGUCGAAGGCACUGUUGGGGCUCUUCACAUUCUUGCAAGAGAAUCACACAAUAGGGUCAUUAUCCGAUCGCAGAAUGUUAUUCCAAUAUUCGUGCAGCUAUUAUUCAAUGAAAUCGAAAAUAUUCAACGCGUCGCAGCUGGUGUACUUUGCGAGCUUGCGGCUGAUAAAGAAGGUGCUGAGAUGAUUGAACACGAAGGUGCGACAGCAGCCCUAACAGAAUUACUACACUCGAGAAACGAAGGUGUUGCAACGUACGCGGCAGCCGUACUCUUCCGCAUGAGCGAGGACAAACCUCAAGAAUACAAGAAACGACUCUCCAUGGAAUUAACGAACUCCUUGUUACGCGAGGAUACGAAUUUGUGGAACAAUACUGAUUUCGGCAUGGGUCCAGAUCUACAGGACAUGCUUGGCCCUGAUCAAGGCUAUGAUGGUAUGUAUGGACAAGGACCUCCUAGUGUACACAGCAGCCAUGGCGGCCGUGGUUAUCAACCACAAGGUUAUGACCAGAUACCAGUAGAUUCGAUGCAAGGAUUAGAAAUAGGCGGAGGAUCGACAUACGGUGCAAUGGACACUAUGGAUGUGGCGCAUGAAGGUGACCUGAGUUUCGAUCAUUUGGAAGAACUUCCGGCGCCACCCCAGGAUAACAAUCAGGUUGCAGCUUGGUAUGACACUGAUCUUUGAAUCCGUAUCAUCGUCCAAACUCUUCCGAGAGCUACGAUUUCGUGAACAUUUUUCAAAGGGACAACUACUACACAUCAACAAAAAUAAAAACAAAAAAUAAAAAUAAAAAAUAAAUAAAACAAACAUGGAGAAUUUUAAUACAAGACGUACGUUUAUCGCAUCGUCCUGAUAUUUUAUUCUCACCCUGUUUAUCAUUUUCAACGAAAAUUAAUUCUAAAACGUUCGCGCGUUAUACGAUGGUGUAUACGAAAAAAAAAAAAUAAAAUAAAUUGUUAAUGUUAAUUAACAAAUAAUAAAAGAAGAUAAUGUAACGCUCAAAUAUAUAUAUAUACAUAUAUUUAUAGAUGUAUGUAAAUAUAUAUAUAUGUGUGUGUGUGUGGGUUGGAAAUUCGUCAUUGUUGCCGGCAGUCGAUCGCACUCACGACCUGAACAAUUCAAACAAAACAAAUUAAUAAAAUAAACAAAAUGUGAACUAUUAAAUUAAGACGACAUAUCCAGCCGCGAGAGAAAAACUCUUCGUGGAUUUUUAUCAAAUAUACAAAAUAAAUAUAAAGUAAAAAAGAAAAGGAACGAAAGAGCCAAUCGAAGCAUCGAUUUUCUAACUUCCAUUUUUGUUCUUUACAUUGUUUUAUUUUUUAUUUUUAUCUCUUUCUUUUUUUGUUUUUUUGUUUAAAUAAUCAGUCGAUAAAGUUAACACUUCGUAUCGUA
This is a messenger RNA of Polistes dominula (European paper wasp), 3453 nucleotides long. It is a transcript of the gene arm, whose product is annotated as armadillo. Gene Ontology annotation, molecular function: cadherin binding. The record is from RefSeq and is a predicted model, not a curated record. NCBI's taxonomy places the organism in Eukaryota, Metazoa, Arthropoda, Insecta, Hymenoptera, Vespidae. Gene Ontology annotation, biological process: cell adhesion.